AUGGACGCGAUCCCAAACUCCCGCCCGUACGCGUGGCCCUUCCCCGACCCGAGCGAAAUCUAUUUCGACGCGUUCGAACACACCGCGUUCAUUCUGAUCGACAUGCAGCUCGAUUUUUGCGGCAAGAACGGGUACGUCUCCAAAAUGGGAUACGACGUUUCCCUCACCCGGAAACCGAUCGAGCGCGUCGAGAAGGUGCUGCGAAAGUGCCGAGAAAACGGAGUCCUCGUGUUACACACCAGGGAAGGACACAGGAAAAGCUUACGAGAUUUACCGGAGAAUAAACGGUGGAGAAGUGCGCAAGCAGGGGCGGAAAUCGGGAAGGAUGGGCCGUUGGGGAAAAUUUUAACCAGAGAAGCCAACGGGUGGAACCUCAUAGAGGAGUUGAAACCGCUCGAGACGGAAGACGUGAUCGAUAAACCAGGGAAGGGAUCAUUCAUGGGGACGGAUUUAGAUCUCAUAUUACGGUUAAACAAAAUCAGACGGAUUAUAUUUGGCGGGAUAACGACGGACGUGUGCGUGCACACGACGAUGCGAGAGGCGAACGAUUUAGGAUACGAGUGUUUACUCUUAGAGGACGGCACGGGAGCCACGGACGAGGGGAAUCACGCGAGCGCGAUAAAGAUGGUGCACAUGCAAAACGGCGUGUUCGGGGCCACGGCGAAGUGCGAAGACGUGUGUACGUUUUUAGACGCGAAUCGGUUCGAUGGUGCCGAAAAUAGAGAUGCGAUCAUUCCGAACGCGAAACCGUUCCCAUUUACCAUCAGAGCGAAGAAAACGGCGAUCGUUAUGGUCGAUUGGCAGUUAGAUUUCACCUCGCCUAAAGGUUUCGGCGCGGCGUUGGGGAACGAUUGCGAAGUUUUGCGCGAAGAAGCCUUGCCGAAUGCGGUCAAAAUUUUAGAAGCAGGUCGAGAGGCGAAGUGCGCGAUCGUGCACACGUUGGAGGCGCACAAAGCAGACCUCUCGGAUUGCCCGCCGAGUAAAAUUCGAAGAUGCGACAAAAUCGGUCAAACCGUGGAUGCUAAAAUGGGCCGCAUAUUAGUCAGAAACGAACCUGGGAACUCGAUCGAGCCAUUAGUAGCACCAAUCGAAGGCGAACUCAUCGUCCACAAACCAGGUAAAGGUGCUUUUUACAACACGAAUCUCGAAUUCCAGCUGAAGAGGCGCGGGAUCGAGACUCUGAUUUUCACCGGCGUGACCACGGAAGUGUGCGUCCAAACGUCCAUGCGAGAAGCGAACGAUCGCGGUUUCGAGUGCAUCGUCGCAGACGACGCCACCGAAUCGUACUUCCCGGAAUUUAAAAAAGCGUGUUUGGAGAUGAUUUCCAGUCAAAACGGUAUCGUCGGUUGGCGAUGUCUCACCGAAGACGUCGUCAACGCUUUGAAAAUAUGA
Molecule: messenger RNA, 1392 nt
Organism: Bathycoccus prasinos
Lineage: Eukaryota; Viridiplantae; Chlorophyta; Mamiellophyceae; Mamiellales; Bathycoccaceae
Product: isochorismatase family protein
Exons: 1
Coding region: 1-1392 (463 amino acids)
Source: RefSeq, a predicted model, not a curated record